AGUCGGGACCCGUAGGGAGAGGCGGGGAGCUGGUGGUGGCGGCUGUGGCGAAACUGCGCGGUGGCAGCAGACGGGUUGGCCCUGCAGCGGCUCGCUCAGGCAGUGGGUCGUCCCUGCAGCUACCGAGAAGGGAGAAAACGACGACGCAGCGAGCAAACGUGGCAGAGCAGGGAGGAGGGGAAGGGAUUCUGGAGGCAGCCGGCGUCUCCUUUAUCGAAUUUCUCUUGGCCUUCGUCAGUUUAUCGUAACCUAAAAUGCAUGGUCAUGGAGGCUAUGACUCUGAUUUUAGUGAUGAUGAACACUGUGGAGAAUCUAACAAAAGGAAAAAAAGGGCAAUUGAAGAUGAUUUACUGCUCAAAAAACCAUUUCAGAAAGAAAAACAUGGAAAGGUGGCCCAUAAACAGGUUGCAGCAGAAUUGCUGGAUAGGGAAGAAGCAAGAAAUAGAAGGUUUCAUCUCAUAGCUAUGGAUGCUUAUCAAAGGCAUACAAAGUUUGUCAAUGACUAUAUUUUGUACUAUGGUGGCAAGAAAGAAGAUUUCAGGCGAUUGGGGGAAAAUGACAAGACAGACAUGGAUGUUAUACGAGAAAAUCAUAGAUUCCUAUGGAAUGAGGAGGAUGAAAUGGACACGAAUUGGGAGAAGAGACUUGCAAAGAAAUACUAUGAUAAAUUAUUCAAGGAAUACUGCAUAGCAGAUCUCAGUAGAUAUAAAGAAAAUAAGUUUGGAUUUAGAUGGCGAGUAGAAAAAGAAGUAAUUUCAGGAAAAGGCCAGUUUUUCUGUGGAAAUAAAUAUUGUGAUAAAAAAGAGGGCUUAAAGAGUUGGGAAGUUAAUUUUGGUUAUAUUGAGCAUGGUGAAAAGAGAAAUGCACUUGUUAAAUUAAGGUUAUGCCAAGAAUGUUCCUUUAAAUUAAAUUUUCAUCACAGGCGAAAAGAAGUCAAGUCAAAAAAAAGAAAAGAUAAAAUCAAAAAAGAUUGUGAAGAGUCAUCACAUAAGAAAUCCAGAUUGUCUUCUGCAGACGAAACCUCUAAGAAAAAGGAUAAAGGACAUUCAUCGUCAAAGAAAUCAGAAAAUUCUGUAAAUAGAAACCCUGAUGAGAAAGAAAGUACUUCAGAAUCUGAACUUUGGAAGGGCCCACUACCAGAGACUGAUGAAAAAUCACAGGAAGAAGAAUUUGAUGAGUAUUUUCAAGAUUUAUUUCUGUGACUUGGAAGAGAAAAGCCUACAUUCCUUAAUGUGAAAGUACACUUUGAAACUCUUUAAAAAGUUUUAUCUUCAAGUUGCAGCUUGAGUGGUUUGUCUUGGGAAAUAAAAAUUCGGCCACUCUCAAGAUGUCAGAUGCUUUGGAAAUUCAUUAGUUGUGUUGGAGAUACUUUUCCCCAUCUUUCAGUUACUUAUCUACAACUGUGUUCCUGCAGCUCCUAGAUGAUGGAGCUAGUACAGUGUACAGAGAUUCCAUUGUUCCUUUAUUUCGUAGCAUUUUUUUUUUUCACUGAUUCACAUUUCUCUUCCCUUGCCUCAAUUAGUUAAAAUUAUAAAGUAGAUUAAGUAUAUCAUCAAUUUUUUUCCUUUGAUAUACUGACAUCUUCUUGUGAGCACCUAUUUUCCCCAUUACCACCUAUUUCUAGCUGCUUUUUUUUUUUUUUUACCUUUCUCUUACUUCUUACCCCUACCACUUAAAGGAGUUUGUUAGACUCAAAUUUGACUUUCCAGUAUGUGGGUCAUUUAUUAUAGAGUAAAUUAAUACCACAGGGAGCCAAAUGAGCUCUAAAACAGGAUGUGUUCACAAAAGUUGACUCUCCAACAGAGCUUAUGCAAUAAGAUAAUUUAAAGGCAUAAUAUCAUUUGCAUAGAGCUUAUCUCAAAUAUAGUUAUGCAAAUAUGGAUAUACUUACAUGCAGGGAUAUAUUAUAAAAUGUUACUUCUUAACUCAGGGUCCAUACCCCCAAGAGGUCUAAGCACUCCUAGAAUAUGUGUACAUGUCUGUGGCUAUAUUUGGUUUUUUUUGGGAAAGGGUUCAUAGUUUUCACUGAAUUUUCUAAAAGAUUUAUUGAUUUCAUUUUGAAGGGUAAAAACCCACUUUUAUAAAGAGCAAAGAGGUGGAUAGAGGAGAAGAUGCAUGAUUUUUAAAUGGUUAGUAUCAGAGAUUUUCUUUUUAUUAAAUUGUUAUUAUUAAUUCCGUAACUAUUUUUCAGGCUUCUGUUAUGUGUAAGUCAUUGUGCUGGACAUUGCUACAAAGGAACUGUCUAGGAAGUAAUUAUACAGUCUUUCUAAACUAUCAGAAAACAAUAAAUCAGUGUUGGUUUAUUAAUGUUAAA
This is a messenger RNA of Pteropus alecto (black flying fox), 2314 nucleotides long. Its product is annotated as protein FRA10AC1. The transcript has 15 exons. Gene Ontology annotation, biological process: dephosphorylation. NCBI's taxonomy places the organism in Eukaryota, Metazoa, Chordata, Mammalia, Chiroptera, Pteropodidae. Bases 255 to 1202 code for a protein of 315 amino acids. Gene Ontology annotation, molecular function: phosphatase activity. The record is from RefSeq and is a predicted model, not a curated record.